UUUCUCAUUUUCCGACGCAUUUUCUAUCAGUCAAAAAUGUAAAUUAUGAUAUUUGUGGAAUAUUUAGCUAACAAAUUUUAUGUCAUCUCCAUUCUCACUGUGUUGUCUGCUACACAGCUCAUCCUAUGUAAUAAUCAUUUGAAGAAAACCUAUCCAACACUACACGAAAAUGAAGACCAUAGUGAAAAGAAUGAAGGCUACACAUUUCUCAUCAGUGGCGGUUAUCGGCCCGACGAGAACAAGCUGUUGAAAUACGUGGUCUCGAUUGGUGCUAAACAAAACACAAAAUUCUUCGGUGAUUCUCACUUUUGUGCAGGCGCAAUUGUCAAACCGGAUGUCAUUGUAACCGCUAAACAUUGUGUCAUCAAAAAAAUGUAUGGAAUGAGUAUUACGCGAUCGGUUUUGGUCACAGCUGCUACACCAAAUCGUUUUGUUAAAACUCCUGACACUCAAGUAAUGAAAGUGAAACGUUAUGCCGUGUCUAAAGCAACCGAUCUGGCGCUUAUUAUUUUGCAGAAAAAUAUUACUAUCGAUAAUAUAACCACAGGCAUUCUGCCAAUUGCCCGUAAAAUGCCUAGAACGGGGAUGGCGUGCACUGUUCUUGGAUGGGGAAGAUUGUUUCUUCAUGGCCCGAUGCCUGCCGAAACGAUGUACGUGGAUUUGCAAGUGUGGUCACCAAUUCUUUGUGCGACGUAUGAACAAGUUGACUUGCCCUACAUGUUAUGUGCCGGUUUUAUAGGGGAUCCGGAACGUGAUUCAUGUAUGGGUGACUCUGGUGGACCCUUGAUAUGUGACGAGAAAUUAUAUGGCGUUGUAGCGUGUGGCAUCGGCUGUGGCACGCCCGGCUUUCCUGGUUUCUAUACGAACGUUUACAAGUUUGCCCGGUGGAUAGAUGAAAAUCGCGCGCAUAAACAUGAAAUCAGUUUGUUUCUAAUAACGCACAUGAUUUUUUUUGUGUGCGUGUUGUCAAUGUAAAGAUUCUAUAUUUAAAUAAUAUUUCGUGAUAGUUUUUA
Anastrepha ludens (Mexican fruit fly) is the source of this 1013-nucleotide messenger RNA. RefSeq names its product kallikrein-4-like. Gene Ontology annotation, molecular function: serine-type endopeptidase activity. Gene Ontology annotation, biological process: proteolysis. The record is from RefSeq and is a predicted model, not a curated record. Bases 46 to 975 code for a protein of 309 amino acids. The transcript has 3 exons. Lineage: Eukaryota; Metazoa; Arthropoda; Insecta; Diptera; Tephritidae.